Messenger RNA from Sphaeroforma arctica JP610, 2331 nucleotides. RefSeq lists its product as hypothetical. The record is from RefSeq and is a predicted model, not a curated record. Lineage: Eukaryota; Ichthyosporea; Ichthyophonida. The transcript is spliced from 12 exons. The annotation marks the transcript as partial.
GUUUUCACUAAAUCGUCGUAGAGGAUUUCAAUUAUCUCAUAUCAGGAGAUACAAGCCCGAUUAUUGCCCACCAUGAAGCACUCCAAUACGCUACUAUGCUUCAGUGCGAUAGUCGCAGCAGCUGGCACGCUCGCGCAGGAGGAAUUGAACUGCGGUCCCUUCCCUGCUGACCCAGAUCCCUGUGUCUUUGAAGCCAGGGUGACUAUGCCCAUCGAACGAACCAUACAGUGUCUGGAUGCGCUUAAUCUGACCGCCACGGAUAUGCAGAAACAGAAAGACAACAACAUUGGCUACCUGCACCGACUAUUGGACGGGGUUUACAGUUUUGCAGAUCUACAAGAGAACACCACAGACACCCCUGGGGCUGCGCUCAACGACUUGUACCAAGAAGCUCCAUUCAGCUGGUCCCAGUACAACUAUUCGGUGCCUUGGAGACAAACGCUAUCCGAAAUCCUCAAUGACACAAUUAACACAAAUCUAUAUGACUAUACAGCACAGAUCACUCAAAUGAUGAAGAAGUUCCAGGACGCCCACACUCAAAUGGAAGCUCUCGAGAAUGUUUUCCCAUUCCAUACCUUUUACCCGUUCAUGCUUAUGUCAAGAAUGGGCAAUGAAACCGGAGAGCAGGAGAUUUAUUUUGUAGAGGACGCCGAUUCAGAACUCUACAACAACAAAUCCCGGGAGUGCGGCUGGCCUGGAUACGAAGUUGUGCCAGAGACCUUACUAGAAGAGACCAUCGUAACUGUCAAUGGAGUCACUGCGAAAGAUUUCUUUAGCAAAUAUGCUGAACAAAAUGGCAACUAUAAAAAUUCAGGUGGUCGGUUCAAUUCGCUGCUUGUGUCUGGGCUGGGCAGGAAUACUUUGUUCACUCCCGGCUUCCGCCAGAACUACAACGAUACAACUUUGAAUGUGGAAUUUGCCAGCGGUGCGACAGCGGUUGUCAAGCCGCUCACUUUGGCAUUAACGAAGACGAGAGGUGUCGACGACAUUCUUCUGACCGGAACAUCUCCCAGAACUGAUUUUAAUAAAGCUGUUGUGGCUUACUAUGAGGGUGAACCACUGAAUACCACCGAGUCUAGCGAUGGGCGAGUCAAUAUAACCGUUCCCGACAAUGCACCCGGGUCACCACUGAAUCCCAAUCCAUUGGAGACGAACCCACUUCCUUUCAACGAUAACUCUGAGGAAGCUAACACGAGACGCAGACGCGCACGUGACAUGAUGGCAGCAUAUGCUGAGCAGAAAGCGAAGCGACGAAGAUCCAACCCAACGAUUCAUGAUCUCGAUAUUCAGGAGAUCCAAAAGAAGUUGUGGCGAAACCGCAGGCAAGGCCCACUUAAUCGACCCGAUGACGAAUCUGUCGAUCCCAGCGAAAUGGAGAGUGAUAAUGGAAGCGAGGCAGCGCCUUCAGAAACGGCGGGAGGGGAAGAUGCUGAGACUGACGGCAGCGAAGAUUUAAGCGAAGCCGCCAGUGAGACGGAUGUGGCAGUCGAAACCGAAGGCGAAAGCGGUACCGACGGAGUAAGUGAGAGCGAUACAGACAGUGGAAGAAGACCUUUCACUCUCAAACCUCUACUCCCAUUUUUCACUCUGCCCAAACCAGACAUCCCCGAGCCCGAGCCUAACACACCCUCUCAGCAUCUCAUUUUCCUCAACGAUGCUGGUGCAAUCUACAACUACAGCGGAGUUCCUGUGAUGCGGUAUCCGUCUUUCUUCUCAGGCAACGAUCCGGAGCAAUUCAUAGUCGACACGCUGGAUCUCCUGGAUAUCUUGAUCGACACUUUCGCCACCAUCCGAAAUGGGAAUGAGCGUUUGGUCAUAGAUAUCAGCGGGAACGGAGGUGGUUUGACAAUCUUACCUAAUGUCAUGGUCGAUAUCCUUUCGGGAGGUACGAAGGAUAUUCGCCAAUGCCCAGUCAUCGAUAUCCGAGAAGGACCGGUUGUGACGUCUUGGGUUAAUAUGACACAAUUCCCGCCACCGGAGAUGCUGAGAGUCGAUGAUGACGAGCUCGAGGAGUUCAUAAGUGAUAUGGAGGUCACCGUGGAGUUCUUGGAGCACGUAGCACCCGAUGAACUGGAAAAAGUACAAUUUCUCAUCACGAACGCCGCCACCUCCAGUAUCAUCAACAACAUAUUCUACAAGAGAGUGCUCAAUGAACCGGAAUUACUGAGAGAUUUAAGCCCUAGAGACAGAGCUGUAUAUGUGAAUACAUUCAGGUCCGUGGUCACCUCAGUGAUUGCGAUUCCUCCACCCUUAUGGAGUGGCAUAUCGCCCAUCAACAUGAGCCCGUUUAACUUGAAUCCUUAUCACGAGAACGGCACAAAGCAAGAGGUA